GACCGAUGUUCAUCAGUACCUUCCGAGUUGACAGUUGAUAUCGGGACUUUGGACCAUAUCUUUGUGUCUAUACCCACAAACCCCCCACCUAUAUCCCCAAUGGCUUUGAGCACCUGUGAUCACAUAACAUAAAAAGAAGGUUACUACUCUCCCCACACCACCUUCUCCAACCUUGACACUCCUGCUACCUAGCUUCACCAAUCUAGCAGAAUCUGUAUUCCUUCCAUCAUUCUCUACCCCUCUCUCAACACCCUUUUUGCUUCCCCCACCAAUGGGAAUUAGAACAUGAAUGGCUCUCUGCCAAGCUCCUUUUCUGUGACAUAUAUGGACUGCUCAAUGGGUGUAAGCCCAUCACUGAACUGGGCCUGUACCUUACUUGUCAACACACAAGCUCCUGUCCAUCAGAAAGGUUUCUCCAGCCCACUUUACCUCCAUGUUGCUGGUUGGCCAUGCUUUUUGAGCUACAGUUCCGUUAAACCUUUUCUUUCCCCGAGCUUUUUCUUUCUGUGCUGCAAAUCUUCUGUAUGCAAUGACUGCCUACGCCCACCCUUAUGGCAUAGUUGGAUCAAUUGUGUGAAGUCUGCUGCGAUAUGACCUCUCAUGGAGGCAUAGA
Molecule: messenger RNA, 613 nt
Organism: Ilex paraguariensis (yerba mate)
Lineage: Eukaryota; Viridiplantae; Streptophyta; Magnoliopsida; Aquifoliales; Aquifoliaceae
Source: the annotation of a GenBank genome assembly